Coffea arabica (coffee) is the source of this 1715-nucleotide messenger RNA. Its product is annotated as GDSL esterase/lipase 2-like. The record is from RefSeq and is a predicted model, not a curated record. NCBI's taxonomy places the organism in Eukaryota, Viridiplantae, Streptophyta, Magnoliopsida, Gentianales, Rubiaceae. Gene Ontology annotation, molecular function: lipase activity.
AACUUCAAUCCAACUUGAGCUUAAAAAAGAAAAACCUGAGAGUCUACCAUGAAGAUGACGAAAGAAUAUAGAAUUAAGCUUAAACUUGCUAAUUCGUGUAGCCAACUCUGCUUAGUAGUAGUAUUAGUUGUCCUUGCAAGUCUAACAAUCCCAGCGGAUUGUUUCCAUCAUGAUGACCAUUAUCCGGAAGCCAUUGCUGCUCUCUUCGUCUUUGGUGAUUCACUUAUUGAUCCUGGGAAUAACAACUACAUCAACACAAGUACAGGUUUCCAGGCCAACUUUCCCCCAUACGGAGAAUCAUUCUUCAAAUAUCCAUCGGGAAGGUUUUGCGACGGCCGUGUAAUUACGGAUUUUAUUGCUGAAUACGCAAAGCUCCCUUUCAUUCCACCUUAUCUCCAAAUUGGCUACCAAUAUCAGUUGGCUUAUGGUGCAAACUUUGCAUCUGCUGGCGCUGGUGCUCUAGUUGAAACCUAUCCCGGAUCGGUUGUCGACCUUAAAACGCAGUUGUGGCAUUUCAACGAGGCUGAAAAACUAUUGAUUUCGAAUAUCGGUAGAAGAGGAGCAGAACGAAUCGUAUCCAAUUCUGUGUACUUGUUUAGCAUAGGGGCAAAUGAUUACUUCAGCGAUUCAAGAAAAUCCAACAUAUUUAAGUCGUUUACCCCAGAGGAUUAUGUAGCAAUGGUGGUUGGCAACAUUACAGCUGCUCUCGAGGAAAUAUACAAGAAAGGUGGGAGAAAAUUUGGAGUUGUAAAUAUGCCGCCUCUAGGCUGUGCACCAGUCUAUAGAGCUGCCGAUUUGGCUGCUGGAGGGACUGGAGAGUGCAAUGGACAGAUGACAGCUUUGGCCAAGUUACACAAUGUCUUACUUUCCAAAGGACUCGAGCACCUGCAGAAGCAGCUCAAAAGCUUUAGAUAUUCAUAUUUUGACUUUUUCGCUGUUUUUGUCGAUUUAUUUGACAAUCCAUCAAAAUACGGCUUUAAGGAAGUGAAGAGUGCAUGCUGCGGCAGUGGUCCUUUCCGAGGAACAAACAGCUGCGGAGGGAGGUGGGGAAUAAAAGAAUACGAGCUUUGUGGCAAUCCACAAGAUUAUUCCUUCUUUGACUCCGUUCAUCCAACUCAAGCUGCCAACCAGCAGUUCGCGGAGCUCAUCUGGGCUGGACCCUCCAAUGUUACUGGCCCUUAUAAUCUCAAGUCACUUUUUCAGCUUUCAUUGUAACCUGAUCUACUCAAGAUUGAAGUUCAUGACCAAGGGACCAUUUGUGACAUUUAUGUUUCUUAAUUUCUGUUUUUACUUCAAGAUAAAACAAAACACCUGUUAAUAUAUAUAUAUAUUGGUUGCCAAAAACAAUACAUAAAUGUGUUUGUUUGAUGGAAGAGGAUCUCUGUUUUUUGAUUGCCAAACCUUGGGGAAUUUUCUUAAAUCUCACAAGGUGCCAGGCUACCUAAUGUUGAAUGAUAAGCUAUUCAGAUUCUUCUAAACUGAUACCUGAUUAUAAGCUGCAGAUGAGAAAGUGACCUCAAAGAUCGUUGGGAUCUGAUCCAGCAACUGUUCGAGAUAAUACAUCCAGCUGAUAAGUGCUGAUGCAGCACAACAAGCAGAUAUUAAUGAAUGUAGAACUGCAUAAAAUGAUUUUUUGGUCUUCCGGGAAAUUCAUGGACUCAAUUCUCUUUAUCGUUUUGGUUUGUUGACAAGAAACAACAAAGACAGAAUUUUAC